AAAAUUUUAAAUCAUCACAAAUCAGCCAUAAAAUUAAACAUAUUUGUUUAAAAAUAUUAUUAAAAAAAUAUGCCAAAUGAACGACAAUUAGUUGACUAUCGGGAACUCAUACCCGAUGUGCGCCAGUAUAUACUCGAUCGCAACAAACAGGAUCCCGAAAUCUAUGACCCGAUUGAUGUGGAACGGGUCGAACGGGACGAGUGGUCAACCCUACGAUUUAUUAAGUGGAAUCGCGGCGAUGUCGGCAAAGCGCGGACACAAUUGGACACAUGCCUUAAGUGGCGCCAAGAGUUCGGUAUCAAUCGGCGUACGGUUGCCGACGUACCCGUAGAAUUCACCAAAGCUGGUGCCAUAUUUACGGCCGGUACCGAUAUGGCCGGCCGUCGGGUACUGUACUUGCGGGCCAAAGUCUAUCGUCGGAUACCGGCACUGGUCGACUAUUUCAAACAGUUUGUUGUCGGCCUAUUGGAUCUGGUCGAUAAGGAUGCCGGUGCCAGUGGCUAUUCGCUGGUGUUUGACCUGACAGGUCUGGGCUUUUCAAAUGCCGACAUGGAUUUCCUACAGUUUCUGAUCAAUACAUUUCGCAACUACUUUCCAUACGGCCUGAGACAUGUGACGGUCUACAGUUUACCGCGACUAUUGAGACCAUUGUGGGCAGUGGCCAGACUGUGGAUCGGUAGCGAACAGGAAAAACUAAUUAAAUUUGUCUACAGUGUUGAUGAGCUCCGGGCGAUUAUACCCGUUGAUCAGUUGCCGUGCUAUUUGGGCGGUCAAUUGGACACUGAUUUUACUGAAGCACCGCCCGGUUGUAAAUCGGUUAAAGAGUUGGCCCCGCAGUACGGGUUUACCGAUAAAGAGGUAGACAAAUAUAUUAAGAUAUUUGAACCGCAUUUGUUGGAAGCAAAACAAUUGGUCACUAUUGGUGCUAAAUAAACUAAACUACCUGGAUCA
This is a messenger RNA of Oppia nitens, 951 nucleotides long. Its product is annotated as motile sperm domain-containing protein 2-like. The transcript has 2 exons. The coding region runs from base 70 to 933 and encodes 287 amino acids. Lineage: Eukaryota; Metazoa; Arthropoda; Arachnida; Sarcoptiformes; Oppiidae. The record is from RefSeq and is a predicted model, not a curated record.